Molecule: messenger RNA, 2538 nt
Organism: Gymnodraco acuticeps
Lineage: Eukaryota; Metazoa; Chordata; Actinopteri; Perciformes; Bathydraconidae
Product: prostacyclin synthase-like
Exons: 10
Coding region: 44-1504 (486 amino acids)
Biological process (GO): prostaglandin biosynthetic process
Molecular function (GO): iron ion binding; heme binding; monooxygenase activity
Source: RefSeq, a predicted model, not a curated record
GGACUCCAUUGACUCAGAGCAGCGAGGAAGGUAAACACACGAGAUGAUCUGGACUAUUUUUCUGAUUUUCCAAGCUGUCCUGCUUUAUUUCCUUCUCACACACAGAUCGAGAUCCAAGAGCGAUCCUCCUCUAGACAAAGGAGUUAUCCCCUGGUUAGGCCAUGCACUUGAGUUUGGAAAAGACGCUUCCAAGUUCUUGGACCGAAUGAAGCAGAAACAUGGCGACAUUUUCACAGUGCGUGCUGCUGGACGUUAUGUGACGGUGCUGCUGGAUCCUCACUCGUACGACGCGGUCAUCAAUGACUCGGACUCCCUGGACUUCACUCGCUAUGCACAGGUGCUCAUGGAGAGGAUCUUCAACCUGCGGCUCCCUCAUCAUCAGCCGUCUAAUGUUUCAGCCUUGAUGAAAAAGCACUUCAUGGGAGUGAAUUUGGCCGCACUGAACAGCACCAUGAGCAGACACCUGCAGGCCUCACUGAAAACUGAGAUGCCUCAGAACCAGAAAGACUGGAAAGAGCAGGGACUAUUCAACCUCUCCUACAGCCUACUUUUCAAGGCGGGGUACCUGUCGCUGUUCGGAGGGGAACAAAACAACAACGGCACAGAUCCCUCCAGCGUCUAUGAGGAGUACAAGAAGUUUGAUGGCCUCUUGACUAAAAUGGCGAGAGGCACACUGAAGCCAGAGGAGAAGAGGACAGCCCAGAGUGUGCGGCAGAGACUGUGCGGGCUCCUGGCUCCAGCAGGCCUGACUCAGGACUCGGGGGCCAGCCCCUGGCUCCACGCCUACAGGAGGCUCCUGCAGGAGGAUGGGGCCGACGAGGAGACGCAGAGGAAGGCUGUGCUGAUGCAGCUGUGGGCCACACAGGGCAAUGUUGGUCCGGCUGCAUUUUGGCUGUUGGGCUACUUAUUGACAAACCCUGAAGCUCUGACAGCGGUGAAGAACGAGUUCAGCGCUGUCUCAACGAUGGAGACCUCAGAGACCUCAUUACUGGACAGACCUGUGAACACCCCUGUGUUUGAUAGCGCCUUAGAAGAAACCCUUAGACUCACUGCUGCCCCCUUCAUCACCAGAGAGGUAGUGCAGGAAAAAACCCUCAACAUGGCUGAUGGCCAACAGUACCUGCUAAGGAAAGGAGACCGGGUGUGUUUGUUCCCCUUCAACAGCCCUCAGAAGGACCCAGAGAUUCACCACGAGCCACAGAAAUAUAAGUACGAUCGCUUCCUGAAUAAAGAUGGCUCCGUGAAGAGAGAUUUUUAUAAAGGAGGGAGAAGGCUAAAAUAUUACACCAUGCCAUGGGGCGCAGGGGCCAAUGGCUGCAUGGGAAAGAAGUUUGCCAUCAACACCAUCAGACAGUUUGUUUACAUGGUGUUGACGAACUACGAUUUGGAGCUCUCUGACCCAAAUUCUCAGAUACCGGAGGUCAAUGCCAGUCGUUAUGGAUUUGGGAUGCUUCAACCUGAAAGAGACUUGCUUGUCCGAUACAGACCUAGAAAUACACACUAGGAAUAUAAAAGCAAUCAAAACACGGAAUCUUUAAAGCACAUUUCAACAAAUGCACAUUGUUUAUAGUGUCAAUAUGCCCCUUUGUACUUUUGUAUCUUUUAUUUAUAUAAUAUAGUAUAUCAUUAUUUUUGCUAUUUAUCAAUAAAUGUAAAUAAUGCAUUGUGUACCAUAUUGUGUUGUCAAAUUUCUAUGAGUUUGUUGGGUAAAAUGAUUGCUGAGUCCAUCACAAUCAUAUACAUGUUUGUGCCUUAUCCCACAUUACUAUUAGCUGGUAAGACUAUUAAUAAGACGUUGAAAUGUGUCUUCAUAAGGUAUGUUUUUAAGGAGCUGUGGGAAGUGUUGCUUGGGAGCAGUAUGUUAAAUAAAGACUACAAGCGUAGUGUGGGACGGCCUGUACUGUAAACAGAGCCGGCCACACAUCUGUCACACUUACACAUGCUCUCUGUUUGCAGAGUGAGGCUUAGUGGAAACUUCAGAUUGAUAUGUUGUUUGGAAAGCAACUGAUUACUUAGCAGGAGCAGAUCCACCGUGGACACAGAUAGUAAGGUACUGUUGCAGAGGAACAACAAACAACAUGCACUUACUCUGCUCAGAGAUACAAGUACAUCACGUUGACCCUGGAAAACACAAACUUUACAAAGUUAGGACUCGAACAUUAACAAAAUCAAUCCCGUUAGGCCCAAGAAAGUGGUGUUUCCUAAGUGUUGAAUCAUUCUGUAGGAACUAAUGGCUACAUUUUCCUCUGAGCCUGACUGUAUGCCAGUCUGCGGAGACCCAUUCUGCUGUUAUUGAAUUUCUCACCGCUCACUUUCCAGUUUAGAAAGCAUUAGCAGCUGACUGUCCAGGGAGGGCUACGAUAACUAAGAUGUUCCUGGGAGGCCUGACAGUAUGUCUGCCUCUAAUGGCUGAAAGUUUGAUAAUCCCUUAUUCCCAUAUGCAUAUAACGUGUGCUUAAUGUCCUUACUUGGAGGUCACGUACACUGACUGUGUUAAUACUGUAAUUGGUUGUCUGUUAUGGUCUAAUCUUAAUUUGA